AGCGGGCACCCGGAAGUAACGUAAGGCAGUCAAAGGUUGCAAUGCAGUGUUAGCUUGCUUGCUAAAUCCCGUGCUCGAGUUGUUUUGGUAGCGUUAACGUUAACUGGGGUUACGGCACUGGGAAGUCUUGCACUUUUUCGAAAUGUUUCGUUGUUAAAUAGGACAAAAUUUAUUUAAUACCAGGUCCCUCACUUGUUUCCCCAUUAAACAUGACUUCCCGACGCCCUGACAGCUUCGACGGGUUAGGUUACAGGGGCAGGGAGGAGCCGUCAUACGGCGGAGGCUACUCGGGAAGGUCGUUUAACAGUUCAUCCAGCAUUGACCUGCAGCACUGGGUCACCACACCUCCGGACAUCCCCGGCAGCAGAAACCUGCACUUCGGUGACAGCACGCCGCAGUUUGAAGCGGCCCCUGCAGCGGAUCCCGGGGCUGGAGACGAGUUCCAGCCAGCUGCUCCACCCUCCGAUCAAUUGAACCGAUUUGCUGGAUUUGGGAUUGGUCUUGCUAGCCUCUUUACAGAAAAUGUUCUCGCCCACCCGUGUAUCGUGUUUAGGCGGCAAUGCCAGGUGAAUUACCACGCUAGAUGCUAUCACCUUUCACCUUUAACAGCUCUUAAUGUGAUGUACAACGUCUCCAAAACUCAGGGUCCGAAGGCUUUAUGGAAAGGGAUGGGAAGCACAUUCGUGGUCCAGGGAGUGACCCUCGGGACAGAGGGCAUCAUCAGCGAGUGCACCCCAUUACCAAGGGAGCUGCCUCACAGAUGGAAUCCCAAACAAAUCGCGGGCCACUUUAUUCUGAAAGGUUUAACACACGUGGUUGCAUUGCCGUUUUACUCAGCAAGCCUCAUUGAAACUGUCCAGAGCGAGAUCAUUCGGGACAACCCGGGAAUCCUGGACUGCAUCAAGGAGGGCAUAGGGCGUGUCCUGGGUCUGGGUGUGCCUCACAGUAAACGCCUCCUUCCCCUCUGGACGCUGGUCUUCCCUACCGUCCUCCACGGCGUCCUGCAUUACAUCAUAAGCUCCAGCGUGCAGAAGCUAGUGCUCUACGUGCUGCAUCGCCGCAGCGGCACCCACACGCAACCCAAACGCACCAAAGUCGGCAUGGAGACGGUCCAGAACAUGCUGGACGCCUAUUUCCCAGAGCUGAUCGCUAGCUUCGUGGCCAACCUGUGUGCUGACGUUCUGCUGUUUCCUCUGGAGACGGUCCUGCACCGCCUGCACGUUCAGGGAACUCGCACCAUCAUCGAUAACACCGACCUGGGCUUCGAGGUGCUUCCCAUUAACUCUCAGUACGAGGGGAUGAGGGACUGCAUACACGCAAUACGACGCGAGGAGGGUCCACUGGGAUUCUACAAGGGCUUCGGGACCAUCGUGAUCCAGUACUCGCUGCACGCAACGGUGCUGCAGAUCACCAAGAUGAUUUACUCAACCCUGCUGCAAAAUGCCUAAAGGACAAACGCACUGCUGACGGGUCCGUUCUUCUCCCUCGAUUUCCACAGCGUUAUUACUUUCAGGAAGCACUUGCAUGACGCAUCAUCCGUAGAAAUGUUAGGCUGCUUUCACAUUGAGUUGAGUUUUUUUUUUUUUUUAUUUCUACAGAAACCACAAUGCCUUUGUGCUGGUUAUCUAAACCUUCUUACAUUCUCUCACUCUAACCGUACCUUCACACUCGCAAUGACUAAGUGACAGGGGCCUGUCGUUCGUGCGGUGAUUUUUUUUUUCCCACAACUGUAAGAGAGACAGUCACAUUUGAACUAGGAUUCUCUCGCUUCUAUGCAAAUUGCAAUCUAUCGCAGUAAAGCAAACGAUCCCUCAGACCUGAGACAAUAUAAUGUAAUAUAUAUAAUAUAAUUACAAUAGGCAUGGUUUCAUCUUAUGCAACCCACUCGCUAAAUGAAUACGGAGACGUCACGAGGGAAAAAUAAACAUCUCGCUUGGAUAACGUUAGCGUGUUUUGCUUAACGAAUAUAUUACGUCUAGCACCUAAUAUUUAACACUUUAACACUGAUUAUAGUGCUUAAUUUAUUUGUUUAUUUAUUUUCUUAGACGUUGCCUGUUUUCCCUCGCUCACCCCGUAAACUGCUGCGUUUUUUUUUUUUUUUUGCUUUUAAUCCACCAUGACGGAAAAAAAAAGAACCCUCGGAGGUGGCACCGUUUUGUUUUCCUUCUGUUUACGUCAAAAUGACCCUGUUGUACAAUUCGAUGAGUAAACAGACCAUUUUUCCACCCCAGAAUUGCACGUCGAUGCUAUUUCCUUUAAUGAGAUAAUAGUAAAAGGUUCAGUCUAAUACACAAAGUUUCCAGGCUGUUUCUGGCACAAGGCCGAGAGCAGAGAUUAGAGAUUAUGUUCAGGACAUUUUCUCCUAGGGGGUUCAAGUUAAAAAAUGAGUGGUAAAUGUCGUCAUUAUGGUUGAGCUCAUAACGUGUUCACCUGCAGUACCGCUGUUUCCAUCAGACCGUCGAUAAGAUGCUGAAAAUCUGAUAACCUAAGAUUUUUUUUGAGACAACUAAAUAAUAAAAAAAUAAACAGCUAGUGUGAAAGCAGCUUAAAAAUUGAGGAUUAGCUUUUUCAAUAAAUGGCAAAGGGUCAUUGGUUCCACUAGAUCAGCACAGCUGUGUGUGUGUGUGUAGCUUUCUAUUUUCACUUUCUCUUCUUUUACUGAUGGAAACUGUACAGUUUCUGUCACUGGUGUGGUUGCAGCGUUUUCCGUACAAACUCCGAUCCAGGAUUUCCAUAGCCUUGCACAGAUCUGCUUUCUCUUCUUUCUUUCAAACCUUUGCUCGUGUUAAAAGCAGACUCGAAUGCUAAACUCUUCAGGACCAGCGUCUAGCGAUUUAUUGUACAUGAAGAAUUAUACAUAAAGUGUUAUUUAGUCGUUUGUAACCAUGUGUAAAUUCGUGCGAACGUUUUUCCGUCUGCUUUCCGCCACAUCGCUAUCACUAGGAUACGGUCUAUAACGCAUUUUUGACAGCAGCACUUUGUUUGGAAGCAAAUGGAAUGUUUUAGCUGCACUUAUCCGAGAAAAUAACAUACAAUACUGUGAUUAAAACUAAAUGUUAUGUAAUCAA
Messenger RNA from Hemibagrus wyckioides, 3068 nucleotides. RefSeq names its product solute carrier family 25 member 46 (gene slc25a46). Gene Ontology annotation, biological process: axon development; mitochondrial fission; mitochondrial membrane fission. Lineage: Eukaryota; Metazoa; Chordata; Actinopteri; Siluriformes; Bagridae. The transcript is spliced from 8 exons. Gene Ontology annotation, cellular component: mitochondrial outer membrane. The coding region runs from base 210 to 1448 and encodes 412 amino acids. The record is from RefSeq and is a predicted model, not a curated record.